Molecule: messenger RNA, 1076 nt
Organism: Sodiomyces alkalinus F11
Lineage: Eukaryota; Fungi; Ascomycota; Sordariomycetes; Glomerellales; Plectosphaerellaceae
Product: vacuolar ATP synthase subunit E
Exons: 3
Coding region: 78-767 (229 amino acids)
Biological process (GO): proton transmembrane transport
Cellular component (GO): proton-transporting two-sector ATPase complex, catalytic domain
Molecular function (GO): proton-transporting ATPase activity, rotational mechanism
Source: RefSeq, a predicted model, not a curated record
UCACCUCCUUCAUUCGAAUUGCCCGCCGAAUCACACCCUACCACAGUCUCUCGGUGUUAACGAAAACGCCAUUCAACAUGUCACAACAACCGUUGACCGACGACCAAGUUGGUCAGGAGCUCCGCAAGAUGACGGCGUUCAUCAAGCAGGAAGCCAUGGAGAAAGCCCGCGAGAUCGAGAUCAAGGCCAAUGAGGAGUUUGCUAUCGAGAAGUCCAGGCUCGUCCGCCAGGAGACAGACGCAAUCGACGCGUCCUACGAGAAGAAGUUCAAACAGGCCACCAUGUCCCAACAAAUCACCCGCUCCACCGUUGCCAACAAGACCCGACUGAGGAUCCUCGCGGCUCGACAGGAGAUGCUGGACUCUAUCUUCGAAACCGCAACCGACAAGCUUGGCGAAGGGCCAAAGGACAAGUCCAAAUACCAGGGCAUCUUGAAGAACCUAAUCCUUGAGGGACUCUACGCCCUGAAUGAAGCCGAGGUCCAGGUCCGCGUCCGGAAAGCCGACGAGGACAUCACGAAGAAGGCCAUUGAGGAUGCCGUAAAGGAAUACAAGAAAGAGGUUGGCAAGGACACUGCCGCUGUCGUGGACACGGAGGAAUAUCUCCCCGAGGGAAGCAGCGGUGGUGCCUUCAUCGUUGGCGGAAAUGGCAAGAUCGAGAUUAACAACACUUUCGAAGAGCGACUAAAACUCCUGCAGGACUCUGCGUUGCCGGCCGUGCGGGAGACUCUUUUCGGACAGAACCCCAACCGCAAGUUCUUCGAUUAAGCGCGUUUAGGCUGGAGCAGCAUCAUGCCACGCCCCACACCCCAGCCGCGCCGCCAGAUCUUCCCCUACACUCCUCCUUUUCCCGCCCACCCCGGAAUAGGCUGGUUGUUCUAGUCUGCCAUUUUUUUUUUGAAGAUCUUUUGAAGAUCCGGAGCUACAUGGGUAGAAAGGCCUGCUUCUGUACCUUAAGAUGUUGUAUGAUCAUCACAGACCAUGUUCGUAGCCAGGCUAAACCAAGUCAUUAUCAUUACCAUUUACCCAUAUAUACCAUAUAAUGUCUUCCCUUUGAAACAAGGCCUAGGGGUCCAA